This is a messenger RNA of Paramuricea clavata, 627 nucleotides long. NCBI's taxonomy places the organism in Eukaryota, Metazoa, Cnidaria, Anthozoa, Malacalcyonacea, Plexauridae. The record is from the annotation of a GenBank genome assembly.
AUGAACCAUUUGGGUGUGAGUGUCUCACCAAAUAGCGUUAUAAAAACCCUUGAUUGUGUGGGAGAAAAUUUUGAAAAGAACAGAGUAGCUUGGAAUUCAAAAAUCAUUACACACCUUAAAGAGGAACUUGAAUUAACAUCUCAAAUAGAACAAUUGAACAAUGAAAAGAAUGAUUUACAGAAAAAGCUUGGCACACCUGGGCUUGGAAAUGAUAACAAAGAGCUCAACAAAGAAUUAAAAAGAGUUUGUGAUGAUUACAAUAAGGAAGAGGGAAAAUUAGUAUCUCAGAGAGGUGGACAUCCUCCUACUUAUUGUGCAGUCAUUGAUAACUUUGACCUUAGAAUCGAAGCUGCAGACAUGACCUCAGACAACCAGACGAAAGAUAUUCACUGGUGUAAUCACAGUGUCAUUUUGGACAAAGUUUCAGCACUUGAUAGUGCAGAUGAAAAACCCAUUGCAAAUAUUCUUGAUGUCCCAAAUGCAACUUUUGUACCAAAUGUUACUGAUCAAUGUAAUAUAUUCAAAGAUUUUAUUGUCCUGGUCUCACGUGUUUUUCUUGAACAUUUUUCAAAAUUUCAAAACACAUUCAAAUAUGUUGUUCCUCAGCAUAUUCAGCAUAAAUAUUAG